UAGUGGUGGAGAGGUGAUGACCGUGAGGGGACGGACGGUGUGAUGUCGAGGCAAGGUGCUGAGACAGCAGAAGUGCCUCAGUCAUGUUUGUGGCUCACAGUCACUGUGCUGGCCUCUCAGCCUCAGGAUCAGGGUGGCCCCGUAGGGAGAGGGGGCACAGCUGUAAUUCUCCCCUCACGCUCAGAGAGGACCCUGACUCUCCCAGCCCUACACUUCUUGGCCAGGCUCCUGCCCUAUCUUUCUUUCUUCCUUUUCUUCCUCCCUUCCUUCCUGAGACAAAGUCUCUUGUAGCCCAGGCUAACCACAAACUAGGUAUGUAGCUGAGGAUGUCCUUGAACUUCUGAUCCUUCCCAGUGCUUAAAUCACAAGAGCGCAUCCUCACCCUGAGUUUAUGCAGUGCUGCGGGUUGAACCCAGGGCCUCCCGUGUGGCAGGUGGGAGAAACAAGAGCCUUGCUUUAUGAUAACAAAUUCAAGAGACUAGGGAAAGUAAAACAGUUUUUAACAGACGGUUCUGCAGAGCAGGGCACCAGCAUAGGGAAAAGGCUAAAAUGACUGGUAUAGGUUAGUCCCCAGCUCUUUAGGAUUCCCGUCCUGUGGGUUCGGAAUGCAAAGCCUCAUCUAGUGAAUAUCUGGGACUUGGUUACAAAGCUAACGCUUGCAACUUUCCAAGUCUGAGUUCCGAGACUGGCAGGCCAGCUGCCAGCCUGAGGGGUGGCGGGGAGAGACCUAGCACCCCUGCCUAGUUGCGAGUCUUAGCACUCUAAGCGCGUGACAUCAUUGGACUGGAAUAAUUUAUCUCUAUACAGGUAAGUGCUCUGUCAACUGAGCUGUAGCCCCAGUAUUUUUGUUUGUUUGUUUUGAAGCAGCCUCUUGCUCUGUAGCCCAGGCUAGCCUGGAACUCACUAUGUCAUUGGUACUAGCCCAGAAUGUGUAGUCUUCCUGCCUCGGCUUCCUGAUUGCUAGAAUUACAGGUAUGAGCUUCCAUGUUACCUUCCUGAACUGUCAUCUUGUUACCAUCACAAAGCGAGCACUGAGAAAAAAACACAUGUGUCAACAUGGCAGGCAGCCGUUGGGAGUGGCUGUGACUUCCUGGACAGAUGUUGGGAGGCCAGGGUGGAGGUGGGCUGUUGGCGUUCAGCAGCUGCCUGCCAGCAAGGAGCAAGAGAAGAGAGUGGUAGAGGGACAGGCUUCCCUGGCCUCCGCUCUGGAGACAGGCCCAGCCCUUCAUAGGGGUGCCAGAUAGGCGCAGGCCGUCAGUGGGAUUGGGGAAGAGGGGCCUCGUCUCCAAGGUUUAGGUGAGAAGAACAUGCGGAGAUGGACCUAGAGGACAGCUUUUGGGGGACAGGGUUUCUCAGUAUAAUCCAGGCUUGCCUGGAAUUCUCUAUGUAGCUCAGGCUUGCCCAGAACUCAUAAUCCUGCCUCAACAGCCUCCAGACUUCAACUAUUACCUGUGUGAUAGCACACCUAGCUAAACUUUUAAUUAAAGAUUGAAAUUGGCUCCUUUUUGUAAGUUUUACUCUCCGGUUAGACAAACCCUAGAUUUUAGUUGUUAACCAUACUUAGACUAUACCCACAGAAAGGUGGGUACACACCAUGUCACUAGUGAUUACGAGAAACAGCAUCCUGUGGUUCCCAGGGCUGGGGAAGCCUUUGGCAUCAAAACCAGGGAUACAUGAUCAGACCUGGCAGGGGCAGGGAGUGGGAGAGGAGGAUCAGCUGCUUGUGUGUCAGCCAGAGCCAACAGGUCCCGCUUUGCCCACUGCAUGCUCAGGCCUGUGGGGGGUGGGGGGUGAGGUGAGCAGACUAGCUCAGGGCCCGGGCUAGGCUGCAGUUAGAGGCCGGAUACACAGGGCUGGGAAAGUGACCUGGGGCCUCUGCCUGCCCCUCCAGCCCUUCUCAGUGCUUCUCUGGCUGCUGGUGCUGUAGAUGCUGUUUGAGUCAUUCAUGCUGUGUCUUUAAGAGGGUGGCUACAGGGCCUGUGAGUCUGUCCUUCCUGCUGCUGACGUCAGGACUGGGAAAGACUGAGAAAGAAGAUUCGAUUUCCUUUUCUUUGAAAGGGGAGGAGAUUGAAACUGAGUGGCCCCUGAUGAAAAGAGGGGAAGUCCUGGGCUGCGGGAGCCCCUUGAGUGAAGGCGGAGGCUAACAUGGGGUUUGGAGCGACGGUCGCCGUUGGCCUGACCAUCUUUGUGCUGUUCAUUGCCACCAUCAUCAUAUGCUUCACCUGCUCCUGCUGCUGUCUGUAUAAGAUGUGCCGCCGACCACGCCCUGUCGUGACCAACACCACAACCACCACCGUGGUUCAUACCCCCUACCCUCAGCCUCCAAGUGUGGCCCCCAGCUACCCUGGACCAACGUAUCAGGGCUAUCACCCCAUGCCCCCCCAGCCAGGAAUGCCAGCAGCACCCUACCCAACGCAGUACCCACCACCCUACCUGGCCCAGCCCAUGGGGCCACCAGCCUAUCAUGAGACUUUGGCUGGAGGUUCAGCUACACCCUACUCUGCCAGCCAGCCUCCGUACAACCCAGCCUACAUGGACCCCCCAAAGGCCGUCCCCUGAGCCUGCCUCCCACCUGUCUGACUGCCAUUUGAUUAUGUCAUGUGUGAGUGAGUGGUGCACAGAGCUCUCUGCUCUCUGUGGUGUGUGUGCCUUGUCUAAACAUGUGGCUUCCUCUGACGCUGACCAGGUAGGCACAAAUCCUUACCAGUGUGGGGUGGGACCAAUCUGCUUUCUUUCUCACUUGAAAUUAGACUUUCUGAAGUCUAAAGUAAACUAAAAACAUUGCGGGGAGGUAUUUCCCAGUUCACCCCAGGGUGACCAGCCAUGGCCUGUCAUACUUGGAGAGUAAGCUUUUUGUGGGCACAUGUCCUACUCUGGAGAGUAACCAGCUAGCUGCUGCUCAGGGCCAUGGCUUGUCCCCAGGGCUUGGCUGCAUUUUGCAGUGAGGCAGGUAGGUGGGCAGAACAAGGGACCUGGCUGAAGCUCGGUGCUAUGGGUCAGCUCCUGAUGUCAAAGCACAGCAGGCAGAGCCCCAUCUACCACCACCUGUUGUCUGAACUACUCAGUAUCGUCCCUGGGACUAUGUAGAGGGCCACGUGCACUCGCUAUUCAGUGGGGAUGCCUUUCCGCCUUUGCUGGCCUGGCUCCUGCCAUUAGACAAGGGGCCUCUGUCCGCCUCACGCUCCUGUUUCUCUCUGCAGUACCUUUACUUUUAGCCAAACAUUUUGCCUGUUUUCUAUCUCCAGAUGUGUGAUAGUUGGUGUGAGAUUGAAAUCCCUGGCUCCUGACCUCUGAGUCUGUUUCCCUUGACACCUGACUCCUGUAGAACAGUCCAGUUUGUCCUGGCAACAGGGACACCAGGGCCAAGGGGCUAUCUGGACCAAAUGGGGGUGGAAGACCCAGAUGGUAGCUCUGGCCCAGACAUGAAUACCUCAUCUCGGUGUUCCCUAUUGGUUGCUGUUCCACCAGCUGCCCUAGCUUUGUAUCUAUUUGGUGUGUUUCUGAGCAUCCAGGCUCUGUACCCUUGUUUAUAAUAAAUGCAAACAUUUGGA
This is a messenger RNA of Myodes glareolus (Bank vole), 3551 nucleotides long. RefSeq names its product shisa family member 5 (gene Shisa5). The record is from RefSeq and is a predicted model, not a curated record. Lineage: Eukaryota; Metazoa; Chordata; Mammalia; Rodentia; Cricetidae.